AAGCCCGCCUGCCUCUGGAGUUUGCUUUAUUCUUGCCAAAGCUGGACCCUCGAUGCAUUUUUCUCGUUUUGCUUUUCGCAGGAGGGCUUGGCAUCUAAAGUGAUUGGUCCCAUUCUUUAACGAGAAUCCCCUCCUCCAUCGUCCGUCUCAUAUAUCCACCUCGGUGUUCCACGGGAUUUUUCUUUUCUUUCAAAGAAGGGAACGAAGGGAAAGAAAGAGCAGCGCUCAUGACGAUUGGGUCUGGAGGAUCUAGCGUUGUGGUACCUCGAAAUUUCAGAUUGCUGGAGGAGUUGGAGCGUGGAGAAAAAGGCAUUGGUGAUAGAACAGUUAGCUACGGAAUGGAUGAUGGAGAUGACAUUUACAUGCGGUCCUGGACGGGUACCAUAAUUGGUCCCCACAAUUCUGUACAUGAGGGACGUAUCUAUCAAUUGAAACUAUUUUGUGACAAGGACUACCCAGAAAAGCCCCCAAGUGUCAGGUUCUACUCACGAAUUAAUUUGACAUGCGUGAAUCAUGAGACUGGAGUGGUUGAGCCAAAGAAGUUUGGGAUGUUGGCAAACUGGCAGCGGCAGUACACAAUGGAGGACAUACUGACGCAGCUUAAAAAAGAGAUGGCAUCUCCACACAACCGGAAAUCGGUUCAGCCACCGGAGGGAACGUUCUUCUAGCAACAGCUGGUACUGUAUCUGCCACAGUUCCAUUAUCUAAAUGCCCAUGUCCGCAAACACGGAAAGGCUUUUCACACUGAUUUCUUCUCUCUCGUAGGCCUUUGUUACUUGCUGGAGAAUUGCUGUCUUGGGUUUUAUAUUUAAAAUGACUUGAAACAUAAUGUUAAAUAUAUUGCAACUGUAAAUAGUUCUGGUUACUGUUUC
Molecule: messenger RNA, 872 nt
Organism: Nymphaea colorata (pocket water lily)
Lineage: Eukaryota; Viridiplantae; Streptophyta; Magnoliopsida; Nymphaeales; Nymphaeaceae
Product: ubiquitin-conjugating enzyme E2 variant 1C-like
Exons: 4
Coding region: 228-668 (146 amino acids)
Biological process (GO): protein K63-linked ubiquitination; DNA damage tolerance
Cellular component (GO): nucleus
Source: RefSeq, a predicted model, not a curated record